AUGGGCUUCUUUCCCGAUGAUGUGUUGGUUGAGAUACUGUGUCGAUUGCCGGAAAAUCCUCUGACUAAGUUCAAAUGUGUAUGCAAAUCAUGGGAUUAUCUAAUCUCUGUGUUUUGCUUGCCCAGAGUGUCUCUUCCUCUCUGUGGCCUUUUCUUCCGUACUUAUGCUCUCCCACCUCAUAUGCCCCUUAUAACCACAGACGCCAGGCGCCCAGUAUGGGAUGCAUUUUUAAAGCAUUUGGGGCGCUUUGACAACGAAGAGCUCAUUGACUAUGUUUCUGUAGAAGACAACAGUGGCAUUGAUGGUGGUGGUGGAGGAGGAUUUGUUGAUUCUGAAUAUUUGGCCAACUUAUCGUUCCAAAAGACUAAUGCAAAUGACUUUCUUGAUAGUUGCAAUGGCUUGUUUUUGUUCUUCAAUUCCUUUGAUUUCCGGUACUAUGUGUGCAACCCUGUGAUGAAGCAAUAUGUGCCGAUUCCCAAAGCCCGCUGCCACCAGCAGCAUCAUUGCUAUGCAGCAUUGGCUUUUAACCCCUCCGAGUCCCUUUGCUACAGAGUUGUACGAAUUGCAAGAUGCAAAAUGGAAAAUAAGCUUGUGUUGGACAUAUACUGUUCUAAUACUGAACAAUGGGUUAGACACUGGGUACAAAUUGAUUCCUGCAUUAAUGGGCGCUCCUGGAUAAGGCAUGCUGUUUACUUUCACGGUGCACUGUACCAGUUAUCUUUGUCUAAACACCUUUUGAGGUUUGAUCUCAAUGAAGUCGGUGUUCAUGCCGUUAAGCUCCCAUUGACAGAAAGUGAAAAUCGAAAUCUAAUUGGAUGUAUUGGGGUGUUGGUGGGCCGGCUAUGUUAUGCGAAGAAAACCCCCACCACAUUGUUCAUUUGGUCACUUGAAGGAGACUGUAAGGCCAUGGAAUGGGCUUUGAAGUAUAGGAUCAACAUGGCUAGUUUAAUAAAUGAUUUGGUGCUUUCUAAAGGGCUUUCUCGUUCUCGGUUUUUAUGGUUUCAACCCUUUGCUUUUCAUCCGACUUCUGAUGUUAUCUUCUUGAGCAUUCCGCUUAGGAUCCUGAGUUAUGAUCUCAAAAGGCAAAGGUUAGAAGAGGUGUACAAACCAAGAGAUGGUGUAAUAGUAGAAGGGCGAUAUUAUCCAGGCUUUACUUGUUUUCGUCUCCUGGUCUCCCUAAACCAUUUGGGCAAGAUCCAGUAUAGAUCAACUCAGCUGUAA
Molecule: messenger RNA, 1221 nt
Organism: Cornus florida
Lineage: Eukaryota; Viridiplantae; Streptophyta; Magnoliopsida; Cornales; Cornaceae
Product: F-box protein At5g07610-like
Exons: 1
Coding region: 1-1221 (406 amino acids)
Molecular function (GO): protein binding
Source: RefSeq, a predicted model, not a curated record